This is a messenger RNA of Equus quagga, 1740 nucleotides long. It is a transcript of the gene CCDC63, whose product is annotated as coiled-coil domain containing 63. The transcript has 10 exons. Gene Ontology annotation, biological process: outer dynein arm assembly; cilium movement. Gene Ontology annotation, cellular component: axoneme. Bases 1 to 1695 code for a protein of 564 amino acids. NCBI's taxonomy places the organism in Eukaryota, Metazoa, Chordata, Mammalia, Perissodactyla, Equidae. The record is from RefSeq and is a predicted model, not a curated record.
AUGCCGCUGCGUUGCUCCUGCCCCUGUCUCCCGCAGUCGAAGAAGUUCAAAAGGAAAGGCUCCGAGACCCCCCAGGAGCCCUCGGAGAAGGCCCGGGAGCAGCUGGCCGAGGCGGAGCUGCGCAAGCUCCGGCAGCAGUUCCGCAAGAUGGUGGGCAGCCGCAAGUCCUUCAACUUCCGCGCGCAGCUCAGGAUCUCCGACCAGCACAAGGAAAUCAAGACCCUGCAGGACGAGCAGGAUGAGAUCACGCUGCUUCUGAGUCUCGUCAAGUCCUCGAGGAACUUGAAUCUGAACGAGAAGAACUACACAGAGCUGCGCUUCCUGCUGCAAACCAAGGAGGACUACGAGGCCCUCAUCAAGUCCAUGAAGGCGCUGCUGGCCGAGCUGGACGAGAAGAUUGUUCAGAUGGAAAAGAAAAUUAUAAACCAAAAACAGAUCUUCACAAAAGUGCAGGAGGCCAAUAACCCUCGGAAAUUGCAAAAACAGAUCCACAUUUUGGAAACCCGUUUGAAUCUCAUCACCGUUCACUUUGACAAGAUGCUGACCACCAACGCUCACCUCCGGAAGGAGAUCGAGGACCUGCGGUUCGAGAAGGCUGCUUACGACCACGUCUACCAGCAGCUCCAUCGGCGCCUGUUGAUGCAGAAGAAAACCAUGAAUGUGGCCAUUGAGCAGUCUGCUCAGGCCUACGAGCAGAGGCUGGAAGCCAUGGCUCGAAUGGCUGCCAUGAAGGACCGCCAGCAGAAGGACAUCUCGCAGUACAACCUGGAGAUCCGAGAACUGGAGCGUCUCUAUGCCCAUGAGACCAAGCUCAAAUCCUUCCUGCUCACCAAGCUGAAUGACCGCAUCGAGUUCGAGGAGCAGGCCAAAAAGGAGGAAGCUCUCAAGGCAAAGAAGCAUGGGAAGAAGAACAAGGGUGAGAGUUUCGAGAGCUAUGAGGUGGCCCACCUCCGGCUGCUGAAGCUGACCGAGAACGGGAACCUGAACAAGCUCAUUGAGGAGUUUCUGGCCAAGGAGGAAAAGAACUUUGCUCGGUUCACGUACGUCACGGAGCUCAACAACGACAUGGAGACGAUGCACAAGAAGACCGAGAGAAUCCAGAACGAGAUCAUCCGCCUGCGAUCCCAGCAGAAGUCCUCCCACGACAACAGCCGCUCCGUCCUGAGGCAGCUGGAGGAGAAACUGAAGAGGACCACGGAGGAGGCGGACGCGUACGAGAGCAGCUACCGGGAGAUCAGCAAGACCCUGGAGCAGCUCAGGAGCUCGGUGGAGAAUCUGUUCAAGAAGAUCAAGUGCGACGCCACUGAGAUCCUGGUGCAUCUGGGGGAGACAGGGGCGGUCACCGACACCAACCUUCCACAGUACUUCGCCAUCAUCGAGAAGAAGACCAACGACCUGCUGCUGCUGGAGUCCUACCGGCGGCUGCUGGAGGUGGAGGGCGCCGAGAGCGAGGUCCCGCCCGCCUUCGUCAACCCCUUCUGGGGCGGCUCCGCCCUCCUCAAGCCCGCGGAGCCCAUCAAGGUCGUGCCCCCCAUGCUCGGGUCCGACCCCUUCGGCGACAGGUUGGAUGACGGUGAGCUCUCCUUGCCGGGUCUGCGCGGGUCUGUGUGGGUCUAUGCGGGUCUGUGCGGGUCACUGGGUGGGGUCCCGGGGAGCCUGUGCAGGGGCGUCGGCAGGGCUGCUCUCUCCCUGUGAGUCUCGUGGGGCGUCAGUUCCCGGGGGACCAUCAGCUCCAGGGGC